ACAAGAUGUGCUACGCUUCUGUCAGGAAGCUGUUUAAGCUGACGGCAUUGGAGGAUCGUGCGCGGGCUGCUGGCUGGUUAGCUAGCUGGCUAGCUAGCUUACCUGCUCGAGAAGGCACAAGUGGCUUACUAAUGUUUGGGGACUUGUAAUUAAUGCCCCGCGCUUUGCGAAGCAUUUGCGGGAGGUUACAACGUGGAAUUAUAACUCGCUUUCUAGAACUACACAGGCAUGGCGGCACCCCGACCCAUAAAAGGAAUUCUGAAACACAAGAGUGAGCGGAGCUGUGCCAAGACGCGACCCGAGGAGCAGCCGAUUGAAAGUUUGGAACGAGAAGAUGACGAUCAACAAAAGAAGUCACAAAAGUGGGAUGAAAUGAAUAUCUUGGCCACGUACCACCCUGCCGGUAAGGACUACGGUUUAAUGAAAAUUGAAGAGCCGAGCACACCUUAUCAUAGAUUGGCAGGAGAUGAGGAAGAAGGGUCUGUCAGUGAUUCUGAAUCGUACGAACCCCUCACUGCUGAUGACCUUGUCAAAAAGCUGGCAGCAGCUGAAGGGUCACAACCGAAGAUUUUUAUGAAGGAAGAUGAUGAAGAUAGUGAGGAAGACGACGACGACGAAGAAGAGGAAGAGCUAUCACCAGAGGAGCAGGCAAAAAAGAAACAAUUUGAAAUGAAAAGAAAAAUGCAUUAUAAUGAAGGCUUGAACAUUAAACUAGCCAAACAGCUUAUUGCCAGAGAGCUUGAAGAAGAUGAUGAGGAUGAGGAUCAAGAUGAGGAAAUGAAGGAUGAAACCGAAGUAGAUAAUGCACACAUGGACCUUCCUCAAGAUGAAAACGGUGAAUAGCUUGAAUCACAUGAUUCCUAGAAGAUGACUGCAUCCCUGCCCUGCUUGACUGGCACAGUGCUGAAGUGAGGACACACUGCUUCACAGUGUUGCCUUCCAUGUCUCUGUAUAAUGGAUACUGAUGAUGCAUAUCAAUCGGUUACUUGUUCUGUUGCCAAAAUUAUAAUGGCUAUCUUAAUUGUACAGCAAAGCAAGGGAAGUGACUAUUUUAGCACCUCUGAUUGUGCGCAAGUCCAUCUUAUUCAUUUGAAUGUCAGUGCUGUUUCUAGCCUAGGAGCAGAAGCCUUGUGCUUAUUUUUUUUUUUGGUAUGGAUGCUCUGAUUUGUUUGGGACACUCUCUAUAUGAGAUUUUCAAGGGAUUGGGGUUGGGUGAAAUAUGGGGAACAGAUGACAUUUUAGUAAUUUUCAGAUAACCUGAAUGGAAUGAAUAAAAGCACAGUUGUCCCAAUCUAUUUUAUGAUUUUAUUGUUUUGAAAGUAUUUUUCAUUAUUCUGUCUAAAUGUAAAAGAUUUUAUGCAUUAGGCAUUGAAAGUGCGGUUACACCUUACAUAUUCUGUAGAUACGGCACUGAGAUGUAUUUCUGACUCAGUAUUAGAUUAAUACUGCUAAAAGGGUGACUUGUAUUGAACCUGCUGUAAACUCCUGGUAAGUGUCAGCACACCACAUUAUGCAGCACUCAUGUAUUCUCCUCCUCAAAGACUCAACUAGACUCCCAUCCUUCAGACUGUUAAUAAAGGUGUUGCACUUGAGUUGGAAUCAGUUUAUUAUUAAUUGUCGUUUGAGAAAUCUCGGUUUAAUUCCAGUUUUCUUUUCUGCUUGACUUCAUUCAUGUUUCUUUUAAGGGAACCUGAAGGUAUUCACAACCCAAACACAAUGAACUAAUGUAUUAAUUAUGACUUAAGUCUGACUGUGUAAAGUGGUGUGAAGUUUCCACUGACCCUAAUAAAAAAAAAAAAUACUUAAGGGAUUCAAGUGAGGUCAUUUUUGACUGCAUUUCUGGUUCCUUGUGUGCUUAUUGGGCAUGUGCCUAUCGAACUGAAAUUCACAUUUAGCUUUUAAUGUUUGGAUGAUCAAUGCUUAAUGUGGUCUACUAUAUAAUUAUAUAAUUAUUAUUAAUAUAUAAUUUAAUAACUUUACCACUAUUGUGUAUGUGUGUGUUUUACUAAGGUAUUAAAAAGUGAGCUACCCUU
Molecule: messenger RNA, 2033 nt
Organism: Polypterus senegalus (gray bichir)
Lineage: Eukaryota; Metazoa; Chordata; Cladistia; Polypteriformes; Polypteridae
Gene: ppp1r2
Product: protein phosphatase 1, regulatory (inhibitor) subunit 2
Exons: 6
Coding region: 229-843 (204 amino acids)
Biological process (GO): regulation of signal transduction
Molecular function (GO): protein phosphatase inhibitor activity
Source: RefSeq, a predicted model, not a curated record